UUUAUAAAGGCCAGCCAACAGGCAAAAAGAAGAAGAAAAUAAAAAUAUGCAAGUGGAUUUAGCGGGGUUUGAUUCUAGGUGCCUCAAUUAAAUAUGGCACAAUCGCAAUGUGCAGUAUAUAACUAAUGCCUUGGUGCCAGUGAAGGGUCGUAUGUUACAUGUAAAUAUUGUUGAAUCUGAAAAGUUUUAAAUUUUAUUUUAAAAUAAACACGUCUGAUUUUAGGAGUGCAGUAACUUUUAAUUAGUAAACCACUGUUGGUAGGUUAUGCCUGUUGAAGAUUUGUGUGUGAUAGCUUUAUUAAAAAUUGUGACUUCCAGGCUCUGAAGAUAUGGCAAUGAAUCACUCAUCGCUUAUUCGUACAGCUGUGUUAAAGUCCAACAUAGAAGAACUUCAGUCUCUAUUGGACGUCGGAAAAGAAGAAAUUGAUGUGGUCUGUGGCAUCAAGCGAACCCCUCUACACUGGGCUGUGUGGGUAGAGUUCGAACAAGGUGUGGCUCUACUGUUGGAAAGAGGGGCCCAAGUUAAUAUGCGAGAUGUAAGACAGCAGACACCCUUGCACUUGAGCUGCAUCGUUAAAAGUAAAAAUAUAGUUAGUGCUCUUCUAGAAAACGGAGCUGAGUUAAAUUGUACAGAUAUGGAUGGGAUGUCUCCUCUUCAUUUGGCAUUGACAUAUAAUUUUGAGGAAGGUUUUGAAUUACUGCUUACUAGAGGAGCUAACAUUAACACCAAAGACACAAGAGGGAAUACACCUCUAUACGAUGCUGUGAGGGGAAAGUUUGACCGGGGUGUGACUAUGCUGUUAGAAAGAGGGGCCCAAGUUAAUGUGCGAGAUGUAAGACAGCAGACACCCUUGCACUUGAGCUGCAUAAUUAAAAGGAAAAAUAUAGUUAGUGCUCUUCUAGAAAACGGAGCUGAGUUAAAUUGUACAGAUAUGGAUGGGAUGUCACCUCUUCAUUUGGCAUUGAAAUAUAAUUUUAAGGAAGGUUUUGAAUUGCUGCUUACUAGAGGAGCUAACUGUAACACCAUGGACAAUAGAGGGAACACACCUUUAUCUGAUGCUGUGUCGGACAAUUUUGAACAGGGUGUAACUAUGCUGUUAGAAAGAGGGGCCCAAGUUAAUGUGCGAGAUGUAAGACAGCAGACACCCUUGCACUUGAGCUGCAUCGUUAAAAGUAAAAAUAUAGUUAGUGCUCUUCUAGAAAACGGAGCUGAGUUAAAUUGUACAGAUAUGGAUGGGAUGUCUCCUCUUCAUUUGGCAUUGAGAUAUAAUUUUAAGGAAGGUUUUGAAUUUCUGCUUACUAGAGGAGCUAACUGUAACAUCAUGGACAAUAACGGGAACACACCUUUAUCUUAUGCUGUGUCGGACAAUUUUGAACAGGGUGUCACUAUGCUGUUAGAAAGAGGAGCCCAAGUUAAUGUGCGAGAUGUAAGACGGCAGACACCCUUGCACUUGAGCUGCAUCGUUAAAAGUAAAAAUAUAGUUAGUGCUCUUCUAGAAAAAGGAGCUGAGUUAAAUUGUACAGAUAUGGAUGGGAUGUCUCCUCUUCAUUUGGCAUUGAGGUAUAAUUUUGUGGAAGGUUUUGAAUUACUGCUUACUAGAGGAGCUAACUGUAACACCAUGGACAAUAGAGGGAACACACCUUUAACCGAUGCUUUGUCGGACAAUUUUGAACAAGGUGUAACUAUGCUGUUGGAGAGAGGGGCUCAAGUUAAUGUGCGUGAUGGGAGUCUACAGACACCCUUGCACUGGAGCUGCAUGAUAACAAGUAAAAAUAUGAUGAGAGCUCUUCUAGCAAAAGGAGCCGAGGUAAAUUGUAUGGAUAAGCAUGGCAUGUCUCCUCUUCAUUUGGCAGUGACAACUAAUUUUAAGGAAGGUUUAGAAUUACUGCUUACUAAAGGAGCUGACUUGAACACCAAAGACAAAAGGGGUAAUACACCUUUACAUUCUGCUACUGAUAAUAAGAACCUGGAGAUAGUACAGAUGUUGUUAACUAAUGGAGCCAAACUGAACCUUAAGAACGACGAUGGUAAAAGACCUUUACACAUAGCUGCCACAAGAACUCAGAAGUCUAUUGUAAGAUUGUUGUUACUGUACGGUGCCCAGGUUGAUGCCAAGGAUCACGGAGGUAGUACACCUUUACACCUGAUUCUCCAGGAACUGAACAACAGUGAGAACGAUGUUGUUGAGGAUUUACUUGACUGGGGGGCGUCGCUGAUUGUCAGAAAUAAGAGGGGACACACACCUUUGAACAAAGCGGCCAUGCAAUCGGUUCCUGUCUAUGGUUUGAUUAAACACCUUAAUAAAUUGCAGUUUGUUAAUUUACAACUCGCUUAUAAGGCAAGUUACACGUGUUCCACCCCCUAUUAUCGAGAGAGCUACAAAACAUCGUGCUCAGAAGAAUUGACAAAGUUGAAAACAACCAGAUUUGGCACUCAAUCCCUAUUUGAUGUGUUUUCCAAAUAUAAAGACCCUACAUUUGUAUCAAAUGGUAAAAUGCGUGAAGCUAUAUACUCGUCUGAUUUUGAAACAGACUUCCCUUUGUACGCUGUCCUCUUGAGAGCAAUGUUCAAACAUGCUGAGAAACGCGUUCAAUUGUUAAAUAAUGCUCAGGAUGUUUUUAUUCACCUGGUCGGAGUACACUUACCCCAUGAAAUUUCAAGAAAAAUUUUCUCCCACUUGUCUAAUGAAGAUAUUGUGAAUGUAACAAUAACUGCUGGGAAUUGCGUUUAGGACUUUAAGAAAAAGAUUAUAUGUGAAGAUGUCAGAGGUGAAUGUUUCCAGCUACGACAGUUAGGUAGAUUGUCGUAAUUUGUAGGUUUUUUAACUUUUUUACAUUUAUACGAUACGUCUGAUUCGUAUGUCGUAUUAUAUGGAUAAACAUUGUUUAUAUUUAAUCGUUUAGUAUGUUUUAACAGCCUUAACAAACACUAUGGAGCCUGCUCUAGAAGUUGUAGUGCGAGGAGUAGUGAUUCUUUCGAAGGUUUUUCCUGCUGUUGUACACUUUUGUCAGGACAAGUUUUAGUGUUGUGGCAAAAUUCAAACGAGGAAUAUUUGGUUUUAUAUUGGCACGAGGUGUAUGCAAAUCAAUUUAAGAAUAAGGAAUAUUGUAAGAUAGAUAAAAUUCUCUUAUGGAAUUUCUUGUAGGAAAAAAUAUAUAUCCAAUUAAUGCGGAAAAUGUUAACAUUAGCAUGUUAGAUGAAUAUAAGGAAACAUAAGAUUUAAAGAAAAUUCUAAAUCGCCAUGGAAUUGAAUUUCGUAAUUACUUACCCAACGGGUGAUACAAAAUUUUAAAUGCUGUAUUGACAAUUUCUUUAGAAAUAUUAAUGAUAAACCUGAAAUCAAAGUCUUAGAAAUCAUACAUCCCUGUCUGAUCAUGGUGGAUAAAUUCUCGAGCUCUUACAAACACAAAUGAAAACUAAACGAACCUUUUCCUUUGUAGUGAGUAAAAUUUCAACUCAAAAUAUGACACUUAAAAUCUCUAUUGGGUAAAGAAGAUUGGCUUCUGGUUUUUUUGCUGUCCGGUUAAUGAGAUGUAUGACUUUUAACAGUAUUUUAAGAUAUUAUUGAAAUGUGUUUUACUCUUAUACAAAUUAAAUAAGAAUUAGACUUGGAAUACAGCGGAUUUAAAUGGUAUAAAAAUAAACAACUUUCCGUAGUAAACUUUCAAGAUACACUCAGCCUGUCAACCCUAAAAAUGAAGUUAAAAUAUAAGCAAUUAAAUUUAAAGCUAGUAAACUGUAAACAAAAUUAUUUUAAUGCCAAAAUCAUAAAUAUAGAAAAAAUAUGAAUAAGACCACAAGGCAAAUUAUUAAUAAUGAAACUAAAAGGAAUGGUAGUAAAUGUGAAGGGAAUCUUGUCCUAAAAAUCAAAGAUUGCAAUUAUUUAUCAUUACCAUCUCCUUUAAUUAUUAUUUUUUUAAUGUGAAAAAUGCACCGUUAAAAGAUCUUUCUUCAAGUCCAUUGGAUUCAGUUUUGAGAAUAACAAUACAACUUAUGUACAAUUUUAAUGUUCGCCAUUUACUGAAUUUGAAUUGAAACAAAAACUCGAAUCCCCUAAAACUAUUGUCAAAUUGAUAUUAUAAAAAACUAAUUUAAUUGAUCGAGUCUACAAAGCACUUGUUAAUAAAAUCACUACUGCAUUUAGUUAAUUCUGCUCUCAUUUCCUGAUAAAUUAAAAAUUUCAAUGUUUUUCCGAUCUACAAAAAGUUAACUGUAGCAGAAAUUCAGAAUGAUAGUCCCAUUUCAGUUUCACCAUCAGUUUAAAAAAUAUUUGAAAGAACAAUGUAUAAGAGAAUAGUUACCUCUGGAGGUAAAUAAUCUUUACGCCCAGAAAUAACAUGGAUUUCGGAAAAUAUAAAUCUUAAAAAACUGCAUUGUUAGAGUUUAUUAAAUCUAUAAUAUAGACAAUAGACAAAAAUGAAAAUAUUACAGAGAUAUUCGUAUUCAUGGACCCAUAAAAAGCUUUUGACAGCAUAUUCCAUGACAUUUUACUAAAUUGUAACAUGUAUUCAUACCUUUCUAACAGAAAAUAAUAUACAUAGAGAUAUCUCACACAUAAAAUAACAAAUUAUAAAAAUUUCAAUGCAGCGUAUAAAUAGUGAAAAAUGAAAUAGUCCUAUGGUAUAUUUUAGUCCAUUGUUAUUUAUAUGCUAUAUAAAAGACAUGCCAAAUUACCUUAGUAACCUAGAAAACAGCAAAAACCAGCCCUGUCUAUUUGCAGGUAACAAAACUUAUCAUAUCUGGCAAAAAAGAAGAUGAAUUACGUGUAAUAUCGUAUUUUAGAAAUUACAACAUUGUGUCAUUAAGAUUAGUUAUAAAUGCUGAUAAAAUUAACUUUAUUUCUUUUAGCACGAAACAAGAUAGGAAAAACCGUUAAAAAAAGUUUAAAUCAUGUUUAUUGCACAAAUGUUCUAGGUCUAACCAUAAACAUCAACUGAAUAACUGAAUGAAGGGGAACUUGGGUCAGGUGGGAUUUUUAUAUUGACCAGGUUAUUAAUAAAAUCAUAUCUGGGUUGUAUGUUAUUAUUAUUAAACGACUUUUAUGUAUAUUUAUUAUUUAUUUAUUUAUAUACAAUAUCAAUUUUGAAGAUGGUUUUCCAUGCCCAUGUUCAACCUCAUAUUACGUACAGAAUGGAAGUGUUUGGGGGUCCACAAACCAAAUUUAAAGAAAAUUCUUACUGUACAAAAGAAAUGACUGUAAAUAAUGAUGGAUAUGAAGAGGGACGAAUCAGUUAAAAAUCAUUUCACUGAACUCAAUAUUUUUAGAGUGCAUGAGUUUUAAAUUCUACAAAGUCAAGACUCACUAAUUUAUUUUCGUAAUUAAUUAUGAAACCAUAUAUAAUACUAGAAAUAAGAAUAAAGUAAUAAUACCUACAUAUAAUUAAGUAUAUUAUACGAAGAAAAAUUCUUAUACUGGGAUACAUUGUUUGAAUCAAUCCAAGAAAUAAUAUUAAGAGUUGAUAACAUGUAGGUAUUUAAAUAUUGCUAAACAAUUACUGAAAUUAAAAAGCUUUUAUUCAUUUGAAGAAUUUUAUUUGAUAUCAUGAAUUAUUUACACUGUGUUAUAAUAUUAUAAUUUUUUUAUCUAAAUUGUAUUUUGUUUUAAUUUUUAUAAGAAGCUGUGUUCUUAAUUUUAAAAGAAAUGAUCAAUACUGCAAGUAGUUUUAAUUUUGAUAGUCAAUUUAGAAUAAAACAGCAACUUAACAGUUAAUUUUUACUAUACAAUUAGAAUAAUUUUGACAUUAUGUGACGUAGUUUUAAUGACACUUUAUUGUACCUAUGUGCAUAAUAUGUAAUUAAAGAUAUUUUGACUUUGAAAAGCAAAAAUAUAUGUUCUGAGAUUUUAGUAGUUGCUAUAGAAGUUUUCAGCUUAUAAGCCCAGUGGAGCUCAGAGGCCCUGAUUUUUUAAAUAAAAACUGUUUAAGUGAGCUUUGUUGUUGGUACACGUCUUAGUAAUUGAUUUAGUUCCUGUUUUACAAAUUUCUUUUUGACACUAAAAACUGUAACUCAAUAGCUAUUGCUAUUAAAAAUGCCAGGCUUUAAGUCAGGUUUUAGCCAUUUCAUAGUGAGCUUAAGAGUUAAGGUAAAAAUAUACAACAAAAUAUUUGCAUGUGUAUUUUUUGUGGUUUUAAUAGGCUGGUUUUAAAAUGAGGGGACAAUAGAUAAAGCAACAUCCUCAUUUUAGGGUCAUUAUAGACCAACUUGUAUGAAUACGUUAUAAAUUGUGUAACAAAACAGUUAGUUCGGGUUAACGAAUAACCCGACGAUAAAUGUUAAUACUGCUUUAGGUAUUAAUUUGCUUAAUUUUCACUAUUAUAAUUUUUUUUUAUUUUGUCUGUAUUUGAAAAACAUUUUAUGUACACAAUAAAUUUUUUACUUUUG
This is a messenger RNA of Homalodisca vitripennis (glassy-winged sharpshooter), 6382 nucleotides long. RefSeq names its product ankyrin-1-like. The record is from RefSeq and is a predicted model, not a curated record. NCBI's taxonomy places the organism in Eukaryota, Metazoa, Arthropoda, Insecta, Hemiptera, Cicadellidae. Gene Ontology annotation, molecular function: protein binding. The coding region runs from base 330 to 2732 and encodes 800 amino acids. The transcript has 2 exons.